AUGGACCAGCCACAACCACCCACCGGUCAACCUGAGCAACCCCCACCGCCGACUCUUACAAAUCCACGUUUUACUCUCGAGCUCGAGUUCGUUUCCUCGUUGGCUAACCCAUACUAUCUCUCGCACCUCGCAGUCACAUAUCCCCAUCUGUUAGGAAUCUCCAACGCCAGCGAUGAAGGCGACGCGACCAAGGACGCUGCGGAUCCUGACGCCCAGGCCUUCGCCGCGUACCUUGCGUACCUCUACUCAUACUGGAAAACUCCCGAAUAUGCCCAAUUCCUAACUCAUCCUGGUGCUACCCUCCGCGCGCUACGACUCCUCCAAGAAGACACAUUCCGCCGGGAUAUCAUUCGCCCCCAAGUUAUCGAAGGGCUAGCGGGGACCGGCAUUAGCAACGAAGAAGGCGAUGCAACUAUCGAACAGGAGGGGGAACAAGAUAAGGAAGAACAAGGGAAACAGGAUGCAGCGGGGAAUAAUAAUAGUUCAAAGACCUGA
Molecule: messenger RNA, 495 nt
Organism: Aspergillus nomiae NRRL 13137
Lineage: Eukaryota; Fungi; Ascomycota; Eurotiomycetes; Eurotiales; Aspergillaceae
Product: mediator of RNA polymerase II transcription subunit 31
Exons: 1
Coding region: 1-495 (164 amino acids)
Biological process (GO): regulation of transcription by RNA polymerase II
Cellular component (GO): core mediator complex; mediator complex
Molecular function (GO): transcription coregulator activity
Source: RefSeq, a predicted model, not a curated record